This is a messenger RNA of Procambarus clarkii (red swamp crayfish), 939 nucleotides long. NCBI's taxonomy places the organism in Eukaryota, Metazoa, Arthropoda, Malacostraca, Decapoda, Cambaridae. The record is from RefSeq and is a predicted model, not a curated record.
AUGGGAGAGUUGCUAGUUCUUCCCAUCCUCACUGUUCUUCUCAGCACCUUCCCUACUUCUUCCCUCCAGUCACCUCCAGUCACUUCCAGUCAUCUCCCAUCACCUCCAGUCAUCCCCCAUCACCUCCAGUCACCCCCAUCACCUCCAGUCACCACCCAUCAUCUCCAGUCAUCCCCCAUCACCUCCAGUCACCCCAUCACCUCCAGUCACUACCCAUCACCUCCAGUCAUCCCCCCAUCACCUCCAGUCACCACCCAUCAUCUCCAGUCAUCCCCCAUCACCUCCAGUCACCACCCAUCAUCUCCAGUCAUCCCCCAUCACCUCCAGUCAUCACCCAUCACCUCCAGUCAUCCCCCAUCACCUCCAGUCAUCCCCCCAUCACCUCCAGUCAUCCCCCAUCACCUCCAGUCAUCCCCCAUCACCUCCAGUCAUCCCCAUCACCUCCAGUCACCCCCCAUCACCUCCAGUCAUCCCCCAUCACCUCCAGUCACCCCCCAUCACCUCCAGUCACCCCCAUCACCUCCAGUCAUCCCCCAUCAUCCUCCAGUCAUCCCCCAUCACCUCCAGUCACCCCCAUCACCUCCAGUCAUCCCCAUCACCUCCAGUCACCCCCAUCACCCCCAGUCUCCCCCAUCACCUCCAGUCAUCCCUCCAUCACCUCCAGUCAUCCCCCAUCAUCUCCAGUCAUCCCUCAUCACCUCCAGUCAUCCCCCAUCACCUACAGUCACCUCCAGUCAUCCCCCAUCACCUCCAUCACCCCCAGUCACCUCCAUCACCUCCAGUCAUCCCCCAUCACCUCUAGUCAUCCCCCAUCACCUCCAGUCAUCCCCCAUCACCUCCAGUCAUCCCCCAUCACCUCCAGUCAUCCCCCAUCACCCCCAGUCUUCCCCCAUCACCUCCAGUCUUCCCUGCCCAUCACUCACCUCGCUUAAAAGAUAA